Messenger RNA from Penicillium daleae, 705 nucleotides. Its product is annotated as putative acetyl xylan esterase (Axe1). NCBI's taxonomy places the organism in Eukaryota, Fungi, Ascomycota, Eurotiomycetes, Eurotiales, Aspergillaceae. The record is from RefSeq and is a predicted model, not a curated record. The coding region runs from base 1 to 705 and encodes 234 amino acids. Gene Ontology annotation, molecular function: hydrolase activity. The transcript has 3 exons.
AUGCAUUCCAAGCUCUUGGCUGCUUCACUUCUUGGUAUUGGUGCCGUUGCCAUCCCUCUUGAGGGGGCCAUGGAGAAACGCAGCUGUCCCGCUAUCCACGUCUUCGGUGCCCGUGAAACCACUGCCUCUCCUGGCUAUGGUUCCUCCAGCACCGUCGUCAAUGGCGUCCUCAGUGCCUAUCCAGGCUCCACCGCCGAGGCAAUCAACUACCCAGCAUGCGGUGGACAGUCCUCGUGUGGAAGUGUCAGCUAUUCCAGCUCGGUCGCCCAGGGCAUCGCAGCUGUUGCAUCGGCUGUGAAUUCGUUCAAUUCCCAGUGCCCAAGUACGGAGAUAGUCUUGGUUGGAUACUCCCAGGGUGGCGAGAUCAUGGACGCUGCUCUGUGCGGCGGCGGCGAUCCCAACCAGGGAUACACCAACACCGCUGUACAGCUCUCCGCAUCCGCUGUCAACAUGGUCAAAGCUGCCAUUUUCAUGGGUGACCCAAUGUUCAGAGCGGGACUGUCGUAUGAAGUUGGCACUUGUGCGGCUGGCGGUUUUGAUGAACGCCCGGCUGGCUUUAAUUGCCCUUCGGCUAGUAAGAUUCAGUCUUACUGCGAUGCUUCAGAUCCGUACUGCUGCAAUGGUAGCAAUGCAGCCACUCACCAAGGCUACGGCGCUGAGUAUGGAUCUCAGGCGUUGGCCUUUAUCAAGAGCAAGCUAGGUUAA